AUGGUCAUCGACAAGGUUUCCCCUUACAACAGAAUCUUAGGCCGACCGUGGAUCAGCAAGGUCGAGGCCAUCAGAUCUGCUCUGCAUCAGAAGAUCCGCUAUCCCAUCCCUAGGGGCGCGAUCGGGCAGAUCAACAGUGACCAAGUCAUGGCAAGGAGAUGCACAGCCCAAGGCCUCAAGAAGAGCAAGCAGCUGCAGUUCACACCAGUAAUGCAAGCUACGAACGAGGCAGGAAGCGCUCUUAGCAGACAAGCAAACCCGAAAGGGAAGGAAGUGGCUGCGUCACAAUAG
This is a messenger RNA of Prunus armeniaca (apricot), 291 nucleotides long. The record is from the annotation of a GenBank genome assembly. Lineage: Eukaryota; Viridiplantae; Streptophyta; Magnoliopsida; Rosales; Rosaceae.